AUGCUCCUCUCGCUCACUGGUCAUCGGAUCUGCUCCUACUGGCCAUGGCUGUGGAUGUGUGCACUCCGACGUCGACGCGACUCGGAUCCCGACCUCGAACAUGGAGAGAUGUCGCUUGUGGCGCUCGGUCGAUCGUCUUUCGCACUAUCCAUCGAGCGUGCAACCCUCAUCUACGAAGCGUCCACCAAGCGCUCGCUCGCGUACAUCUACGUCGUCGCCUCUUCGUUAUUCAUGGCAUCCCAUUACCUGCUGCCCCAAGUCCACAUCUUCCACAGCGCGGAUUCACCGCUGGCAUCGUGA
Molecule: messenger RNA, 300 nt
Organism: Sparassis crispa
Lineage: Eukaryota; Fungi; Basidiomycota; Agaricomycetes; Polyporales; Sparassidaceae
Exons: 1
Coding region: 1-300 (99 amino acids)
Source: RefSeq, a predicted model, not a curated record